Molecule: messenger RNA, 1701 nt
Organism: Penicillium verhagenii
Lineage: Eukaryota; Fungi; Ascomycota; Eurotiomycetes; Eurotiales; Aspergillaceae
Product: DUF3405 domain-containing protein
Exons: 3
Source: RefSeq, a predicted model, not a curated record
AGCAAAAAGACGUGUCUUAAUGACUGUGACUUAGGUAUAACUUUCUCGGAGAUAUCACGUGAAACGAAAUCAAUUCCAUUCGAUCCCUACCCCGAUUAUAAUAGCGCAGAAUGGAAAAAUUCAUGGAGAGGCUCUUUCCAAAGUUGCAUUGGCCCUGAUGGGAACCUAUUGGAUCGUGAUAAUCUCAAUACAGCCAUGAAAGGCUUCAAGUGGAAUCAUUCCGAUUCCCCGGCUCCCAUUUUUGGCUCAUAUAAAGCAUGGAACCUUGAUGAUGGUCUCUGCACCGAUCCCGAGUCCCGAUAUAGCGCAUAUGGCUAUGGAGAUAAAGGCCUCGAUAGCGACGAUCCUAGCUCUCACAAUGUCAACGCAACACAGUGGGAUAAGGUAGAUUGGGCUAGCUUGCAGAAAAACUGCCUGCAGAACAAUGCUGAACGAUAUAGAAGCUUUCAGUCCGGGGAAAAGUUAUCCACACUCCACAAGGAGCUUGAUUCAGGAUUUGUGGAAAAUAAUACCAAUGAAGAUACUACUCAACAAAAUUACCACCCUCGGACAGCGGUCAUUAUACGAGGCUGGCUAGGGAUGGAGUUCACAGAUGAUGGUAUCCAUAACCUUCGAUCCAUGAUCAUGGAACUCGCUCUCUUUUCCGGAGCCGAAUAUGAAAUCAUUAUCUUGGUCGAUGCUAAAGAUACUGAACUACCCCAUCCCGCUAAUAAAGUAGGCAUGGAAGAAUUCAAAAGAUUACAUCUACCGGAAGAAUUCCGGGAUAUUGCGGUGUUUUUUAACAAUCAAAUUUUGGAAGACUGGUACUCAAAAAUUGACGUUCACUACUUCCAGCCAGUGCAAAUCUUCUCGCGACUCCAUCCAGGAUACGACUACAUUUGGCAAUUUGAGAUGGAUUCCCGAUAUACUGGACAUUAUUAUCACCUUCUCAAGCAGGCUGCAAAUUUUGGGAAACAACAGCCGCGAAAGAACCUGUGGGAGCGCAACUCCUACUUUUACAUCCCUGCUAUCCACGGAACCUGGGAUGAGUUCACCGACCAAGUGGACCAGAGCAUGGCCAAUCAAGAUAGUGUUCUAGGCCCACAGGCAGUCAAAGGAAUCAAUACUGAUGGCGAAGCACCCACGAUACCGGUCGUGGACUUGGAAGAAGAUCUCUGGGAUUGGGGUAUCGGCGAGGAAGCGGAUGUGAUUACCUGGCUACCGAGCUUUGAUCCUCGUCAUACCAAAUGGCCAUUCCGUGAUCGUGUCUUUAACUUUGCUCAAAAGGGAAGCACGCCCCGUCGGGCGUCUGUGGUUGCGAUGUCUCGAGUCUCGGCACAUCUACUCCGGCUUAUGCAUGCGGACAAGGAGAGAACAGGCCUUGGGCUGGCAUCCGAGAUGUCUCCGACGUCCUGGGCUCUUUACUAUGGCUUGAAAGCAGUUCAGGUUCCUCAGCCGAUUUUUCAUGCGCAUAGUUGGGAUCCUGCAGAGUUGAAUCGUCGAGCAAACCCAGGCAGCCCGGGCGCGAUCAAUGCUGGACGGGAUAGCAUCUGGAGCUGGAAUAUGCAUAAUGAUAUUUUGCUCAACGUGACAUUCAUGUUUAACUCCGAAUUUUCUGAAAGGCUUUAUCGAGCUUGGCUAGGGUACGAUCAGAAGGAGGACUCUGGCAAGAUUUGCUUGCCGCCUAUGCUGUUACAUCCUGUCAAAAAUACGAAGAAUUGA